AUGAAAGUUUUGUUUCACAACCCUAUAACUCAGAACUUUGUCGGGAAGAAUAUAUGGCGGGUUCUCUCACAGGAAGAAGGGGCAGAAAGCUUCGGCGAAAUGAUGGCAGAUUUUGAAUACAAGAAUCAAAAUAUCGCAAUAUUGCCACAGACAUACGCAAAUGUCUUAUUACAACUUGCUGCGUUUGAAGCACAUGCUCAAACUCAAGGGUUUGUGGAUCGGUUCGGGCUUUUCGUCGAUGGCAUGUUCAUGAGCAUGGAUCAGCGAACAAAUUAUUGCCUUGGUGAGAUCAGUAUGUGGGAGCGUGAGGUAAAUAAGAAGAGAUUGGAAGAUGUUCGAGCUGAUGCCUGUAAUCCCGCUGGGAAGUUGGAAACCAAGUCGGCUCAUUUCCCUCAUCCAAAAAGAAUGAGACGAGUUUUAAUUCAAGGGUUCACAACAGAUCCAACAUUGUAUUCACAAGAGAAAUUUGGUUGUAAUGGAAUGUCAGAACAGUUGAAUGUAGCAAAUAAAACCGGACUACCUAGAGAUAAUAACUGA
Botrytis porri is the source of this 537-nucleotide messenger RNA. RefSeq lists its product as uncharacterized. Bases 1 to 537 code for a protein of 178 amino acids. Lineage: Eukaryota; Fungi; Ascomycota; Leotiomycetes; Helotiales; Sclerotiniaceae. The transcript is spliced from 3 exons. The record is from RefSeq and is a predicted model, not a curated record.